Messenger RNA from Fusarium coffeatum, 2457 nucleotides. RefSeq lists its product as uncharacterized. The transcript has 3 exons. The record is from RefSeq and is a predicted model, not a curated record. Lineage: Eukaryota; Fungi; Ascomycota; Sordariomycetes; Hypocreales; Nectriaceae. The coding region runs from base 1 to 2457 and encodes 818 amino acids.
AUGACAGAGAUCGAAAUGGAUCUCGAUAUGGCUAAGUCGGGCUUGGAUGGCCGAGCCGUAGACGAUAUGAUCGACUUUGAUACCGACAUGGCCGACUCCAACCAAGACCAGGAGAACGAUGACAAUCUCAAAAUGGUAGACAGAGAGAUGCAAGAGGAUGGGGAUGAUUUGAACCAUCACGCCUAUGAGAUGAAUGGGAUGAUGGGCGAAGACGUCGAAACCAACCUGGACAAUGUUGAAGACAUAGCACACAGUCGAGAAGAUGUGGACUACAAAGUGAGCGAGGCUCCUGAAUUUCCGGCCCAAGAGCCUGCUGCUAAAGCACAGCUCUCUGACGACGGCAACCAAGGAGAAGGAGAAGGAAACGCCAAAGAUAUGAACGAAACGGCGAUUCUGACAGAUGAUGUAUCAGAAGACUAUGCAUCUGCGCACGAAAUCGAUUAUGAGUAUGAAGAAGAGACAGAACACACACGAUCUCUGCAAGAUGCGACCGCAGACCCUACGAGCCAGCCAACAGAGUCCGAGGAAGAGCAUGCACCCGAACCUGCUACACACCAUGGAAGCCACCACGCUGGAAAUAGUACCCCUGUAAUCGAGCGGGACGACACCGAACAUGUCCAAGAAGAAAGACAUACCCCAAAUAGACACGACGACCAUUAUGGACCCCAGAGCCCACCUGAAGCAAUAAUCGAACAUGAGGUGGUUGCAUUUGAUGGUACUGAGGUUGAAGGCCUGGCUGCGGAUGAGGACGCGCAAGCAAAUGCUAUCAAAGGCAAUGAAGAACUUCGUGAAGAGGACUACGUAACCAGUCACGAAAAGACCGCGGAUCUUGGGAUGGGACAAGAUCAUGGGACCCUUGAUUACGAUGAAACUGCUGCGGUCUAUACUUAUCACACGGGCGAGAAUGACCCAGAUACACACAAUGAAGACGAGAUGCUCGAGCCGGAUUAUGCAAACAAUCCAGCUUCUGAUGAGGACUUGAAUGGGAAGUCAAAUGAUGACUUCCCUGCUAUCACGGUACAGUAUAAGGGAGAUGAAUUCCCUAUGUUCUCUACCACCAAUAGCUUUUUUGCCGACACAUCGGUCCUCGAUCAACCGCUUGAGGAACUGCUAGCUGGCCUUCGAAAUGAGCUAGAGAACGAGGUCGCCAUAGACGAUGACUUGGUACUCCAGGUUGACGAGCUUGGCCUCGAAAUUUCAGAAGCAACCAAGGGGGAACUCAUGUCAAAUGUCACUUUUCGUCAAAUCCUUGAGAUUUUCGACCUUCUUAUCAAGAACCAAGACCCUGAUAGUUCACGAACGCUCUAUACAUAUCUCUUUACUAAACCCAACACAGAGAAGCGUCUGGAAUCGCUCAUUGAGAGUGCUGCCGCCGGCAAAGGACUUGACGAAGUUAUUCACCUCUUUGAAACUCCUGCGACGGUUGACGCAAGCAUACUCGAAACAGCUGCGACAAUCGACGGCGUUCACGAGGAGCUAGACGAGUUCGACAGCCCGGUUGAUGAGUAUCCUGACGAAGAACAAAGCCGCGAUGGUGAACAUAAUGAGGGAGAUGAAGUGGAAGUUGAUGACAAGUAUUCAACAGUGGAACCUACGAGCCUCGGUACCUCUGUUCCUGGGGCACAAGAGGCGGUCAGCCACGAGGGAGAUGUUCAAGACGAUUACGAAGUUGAUGCCGAGACUCGGGUCGAAUUGCCAACCGAUGCUUCUGCCGGCGAAGCAUUGCUAGAAGUCGCCGAAGACGCUGACGCAGCUACUGAGAACGAAAACCAUGAACAAAACGGUAAAGCAACCUCACACUCCACCGAUUCCCUUUGUUGCUACUCCCCUUACUUCUGUCUCUGCAGAGCCUGCGUCUCAGAGUACGUUGCAAAACACAACCAAGAAGAAAGAGUAUAUCGACAAUCCCUAAAGGGCAAUGAAAGGCACAUUGUCGGCCCAAAGCUCAGAAUGCCAAUUCCCAACCCUUCCCCUUCCAAACAUGCACAUUCCGCCUCCGAUUUCAGUACAGCCUUUCCUUUCAAUGAAACUGACGAAUUUUGCCUAGCACACGCUGCAAGUGAUGUCGACCCAUUUGCCAAUCUUGAGUUGGAUGAUGACGCUGAGGUGAACGGCAACGUAAUUCUCGAAGCCACGGAGCAGACGGAGCAGGAUUACCUUGUUGAAACCGAAGCUAUCAGUGCCCAGACUAAUGGCACGAGCACCACAACUACGCUUCAGGAAGAAGAGGAAGCAGCGGCUUUCAACAUUGAUCUUGGCGAAGUUUCUACUGAAGCCGAGGUGACAGGCAAUGUCGAUGUCGAGGAGAAUGACUUGAACGAAAUCGACUGGAGGGACGAACCAGAGGCAGACGAUCAAGGGCCAACCACUCCCUCUGCCGCCGGUAAGCGAUCCCGCGAUGACGAUGGCGAACAUGAAGUGGAAGUCGAGCAAGAUGCCAAACGCCGUCGCCCCUGA